This is a messenger RNA of Seriola aureovittata, 856 nucleotides long. RefSeq names its product protein S100-B-like. The record is from RefSeq and is a predicted model, not a curated record. Gene Ontology annotation, molecular function: RAGE receptor binding; S100 protein binding; calcium ion binding. The transcript is spliced from 4 exons. NCBI's taxonomy places the organism in Eukaryota, Metazoa, Chordata, Actinopteri, Carangiformes, Carangidae. Gene Ontology annotation, cellular component: cytoplasm; nucleus. Gene Ontology annotation, biological process: positive regulation of cell population proliferation; positive regulation of canonical NF-kappaB signal transduction. Bases 462 to 836 code for a protein of 124 amino acids.
AAGAGGAUAACUGCAGAAGCCUUUAAUAAAUAAUGUCAAUUCAGUUGUUUGUUUGUUUUUUUAGUGUGUGAGCUAAAAAGGGUAGUUCAGUUUCAGUGUUUAUAGGUGUAACCUUAACUUUUGAUAUAAUUAGCAAUCAUGCAGAUUCGUUUAACUGGUUAAUCAAAGGGUGACAUACAACCAUAGGCUUUGAAAUUAUUCCUGAACAUCGUUUCACAGGCUCAGAUAUUAGUCUUAACUGAGCCCAUAUUAGUUGAGGCAAAAGGAAGAAACUUGAUCAUAGUCAUUUGAAAGCAAAUGGUUUUUGGUCACAUCUCUGACCACUGAUAUCCAUUAGUCGUACAUCAGAUAGCGCAUGACAGAUGUAAAUGGAAGUGGUUGAUCAAUACAGUCCACAGUAAACUGGGCGAGGCUGUGCUAGAUAAACCAUCAGUCGCACUUAGGAUCCUUAGAAGACAUAGAUGCUUUUUCAGAUGAAGCCCUCAAAGAAGAGUAUGUCUGAGCUGGAGAAUGGCAUGGUCAAUAUUAUCCGAGUUUUCCACAAAUACACGGGUCACAAGUGCAAGCUGAGGAAAGCUGAGCUUAAAUCGCUUAUCGACAAUGAGAUGAGUCAUUUCAUAAUGAAAAUCCAAGAGAGUGAAACUCUGGAUGAGCUCUUUGCGGACCUCGACCAGAACGGAGACCUGGAGAUUGACUUCAAAGAGUUCAUCACCCUCAUCGCCAUGGUCACCUCAGCUUGCCAUGAACUCUUCAUCCCCAAUCCCCAUGGAGCCGGCUGCAGUCCCCAGAAGAGUCCCAUUGGCUCACAGCCCAAAUAUGAACCCCCAACUGAAUGAUCCUUGGUCACUUUGAAGGG